Messenger RNA from Danio aesculapii, 2038 nucleotides. RefSeq names its product cadherin-like protein 26. The transcript has 8 exons. Bases 737 to 2038 code for a protein of 433 amino acids. NCBI's taxonomy places the organism in Eukaryota, Metazoa, Chordata, Actinopteri, Cypriniformes, Danionidae. The record is from RefSeq and is a predicted model, not a curated record. Gene Ontology annotation, biological process: adherens junction organization; cell morphogenesis; multicellular organism development. Gene Ontology annotation, cellular component: catenin complex; membrane; adherens junction. Gene Ontology annotation, molecular function: cadherin binding; calcium ion binding.
UUUCUCUGACACUAGCCAACACAUGCACCAGUUUUGCACCUUCUUGACACUUUCUUUCAAUCACUCUCUAACUAAUAAACAAAACAUUGUGCAUUUAUGAAGUGUGCCUCACACAGGUGAGUGGGCUUAACUACCUGUAGAAACACUCUUCUCUCUAUAAAACAAUCCUGACUCAGCACUUGUUGUGUGUAUUGCCUCUUCUUGUUGAAUCGCUGAAUGCCUCCUCAAUUGUAAGUCGCUUUGGACAAACAUGUCUGCUAAAUGUAGAUGCUUAAACCUAAAGUAAGAACUCUUAAAAGCCUAAAGGUGAACUCAUUGUCUAGUUAACAUGCUCCUGUCAGAUUAACCACUUCAUUUGCACUAAACGGUAUCUGAAUAUCUCUCUACUACUCUCAUAUAACUAUAUGAAACAAUAGGUUUAUAUCUGCAUUUAAUUGGAACCAGAACCGGUUUUAGACACUUCUCGUGUUUCUCGAUUUUAGUUGUUUAUGAAUGUCUGGCCUCUCGCCAGAUUAAGAUUCCUCAGAACCGCCACGCAUGCCAUCAUCCAAUUGGCUGCAGAAAUAUUCAUGCAAUUAAAAGGAUUUCCAGAGAAGUGUCUUUUGCCUCCUUUGGUGCUCCUUUAAAAGGAGUGCCAAAGCCAGCUCGCCUCAUAUGCACCUUAAAGAACAACUAAAUCAAGACAAAUCCACAAUCCUGCUGAAUCUAAUUGACCGCUCAAUUCUCGCUGCUUGAAAUGAAGACCGCUCUGAUUGUCGUCGCAAUUGUCUAUAUUCAGUGUGUGAGCAUAUUAACACAAAACCUACGGAAAAGGCGAUCCUGGGUUGUGGAUUCACUCUUCAUGGAAGAGGAGCUCAGUGGUCCUUUCCCAUAUAAAAUAGGAAAUUUGAAUAUUGAGAAGAGAGUGGUGGAAAAUAGUCUGAUCCGUGGACAAGGCAUUGACAAGGAUCCCAAAGGAAUUCUGUCUGUUAAGUCAGACGGUUCAGUUUAUGCACUUGGAAAAGUUGAUUAUGAGAAAUACAAGAAGCUAACAAUCACACUGACUAAAGAAAACACAACUGUUGCGGUGGAUUUCGUGGUCUUGGAUGUGAAUGACCACCCUCCCGUUUUUAAUAGGGAUGUGUAUGAGAUCUCAAAAGAUGAAUCAACACCACAAGGUGAGGUUUUGGUCACAGUGCAGGCGAAUGAUUAUGACCAGGCGGACAGCAGAAACUCUAGGUUUACUUUAAACAUCGUCUCAGUGUCUCCAUCCACCUCCAGUUUGCAGUUCUUCAUUGACCAGCCUGAAGGAGACUUCACUGGCAAGAUUUCGUUUAAAGGAUGUCUUCUUGACUAUGAGGAGGUGCAAAGAUACACUAUUCUUAUUGAAGCAAAGGAUCAUGGGGAGAAGGUGCAGCUGUCCAGCACGAGCACGGUGAUCCUGAACAUCAUCGACAAAAACAACCAUCUCCCAGAAAUCACUGCAAUGACUGAUUUUAUGGGAGUGAAAGCGCAGACGGCUGGAGAUGUAGUUUGUCGGCUGAAAGUGUCAGAUAAAGACAGCAGAGGAUCUCCAUCUUGGAGAGCUCAAUACUCUCUGCAGGGGGAGAAAGCAGAGCAUUUUAGCAUCCAGACUGACCCCGACACCAAUGACGGACUUAUAACACUCACUCAGCCGUUGAGUUUUGAGGUGGCGUCCAGUUUGAGUGUCAUUGUGAAGAAUGAGGAGCCCUUUUUCUACUGUCGGGUUAAAGGACGUCCCAAACAUGGACUCUGGCAUGUGGAUUACAGCAGAGGGAGAUCCAGCAGCUUCACAUCGGCCUCUCUUCCACUGCAAACUGUAGAUCGGGACGCCAGAAACUCAAGAAAACUAGAGUCUGUGAUGGAGACAGGCCCGAUGCUGGAGUCUAGUCAACACUACAUGUGUCUGUCUGAGAAAAUGGUCAAUAUUACAGCUGUAGAUGCAGACCGACAUGACCCAGCACUAAAAUUUCAGCUGAUGGGAGAUGCUGAGCGCCAAUGGAAGCUUCAGUAUAAUGGAGGUAAGAACCGAAUGUGA